GAUUCGCGAAGGGCGCAGCUCGGCCCCGCGCCCAGCCGGUGCUCCCGGGCGCAGCAACGCGGGCGCAUCGCAGGCAGACUCUUUUGCCAUGAACCAGCCCGCCCCUGGGGCUCCCCCACCGCCCCGCCGGGUGCGGCUGAAGCCCUGGCUGGUGGCCCAGGUGAACAGCUGCCAGUACCCAGGGCUUCAGUGGGUCAAUGGGGAAAGGAAAUACUUCUACAUUCCCUGGCGCCAUGCCACGCGGCACGGCCCCAGCCAGGACGGAGAUAACACCAUCUUCAAGGCCUGGGCCAAGGAGACGGGGAAGUACACGGAGGGCGUGGAUGAGGCCGACCCCGCCAAGUGGAAGGCCAACCUGCGCUGCGCCCUUAACAAGAGCCGCGACUUCCGCCUCUUCUACGACGGGCCCCGGGAUAUGCCGCCUCAGCCCUAUAAGAUCUACGAAGUCUGCUCCAGUGGCCCCGCUCCCACAGAGUCCCAGCCCAGUGAGGAUUACACUUCCGGUGCAGCAGAGGAGGAGGAGGGGGAAGAGGAAGAGCUCCAGAGGAUGUUACCAGGCCUGAGUAUCACAGAAACAGUGCAGCCUGGCCCCUCCAUGGUACCCUAUUCUUUACCCAAAGAGGAGCUCACGUGGCCACCCACUCUGCAGCAGCCUGUGGUGCUGGGCCCCUCUGCUCCAGACUGCAGCCUCCUGGCCCCUAACUCUGGAGACCCUGCUGCCUUUGGGGAACUUCUCCCGAAGGUCCUGCCGAGCCUGGAGCCCGGGCCCCUGGCUGCCAGCCUGCCCCCGGUGGGCGAACAGCUCCUGCCUGACCUGCUGAUCAGCCCCCACAUGCUCCCCUUGACCGACCUGGAGAUCAAGUUCCAGUACCGGGGUCGACCACCACGUGCCCUCACCAUCAGCAACCUACACGGCUGCCGGCUCUUCUACAGCCAACUGGAGGCCACUCAGGAGCAGGUGGAGCUCUUUGGCCCCGUGAGCCUGGAGCAGGUGCGCUUCCCCAGCCCUGAGGACAUCCCCAGCGACAAGCAGCGCUUCUACACGAACCAGCUGCUGGAUGUCCUGGACCGCGGGCUCAUCCUCCAGCUGCAGGGCCAGGACCUGUACGCCAUCCGCCUGUGCCAGUGCAAGGUGUUCUGGAGCGGGCCCUGCGCCACAGCCCAUGGCUCAUGCCCCAACCCGAUCCAGCGGGAGGUGAAGACCAAGCUCUUCAGCCUGGAGCAUUUUCUCAAUGAGCUCAUCCUGUUCCAGAAGGGCCAGACCAACACCCCACCGCCAUUUGAGAUUUUCUUCUGCUUUGGGGAGGAGUGGCCUGACCGCAAACCCCGAGAGAAGAAGCUCAUUACUGUACAGGUGGUGCCGGUAGCAGCCCGGUUGCUGCUGGAGAUGUUCUCAGGGGAGCUUUCUUGGUCGGCUGAUAGUAUCCGACUACAGAUCUCAAACCCAGACCUCAAAGAUCGCAUGGUGGAACAGUUCAAGGAGCUCCAUCACAUCUGGCAGUCCCAGCAGCGGGUGCAGCCUGUGCUGCAGGUCCCUCCUGUGCCAGGCCUCGAUGCUGGCCAGGGGCCUUGGCCCAUGCACCCAGUUAGCAUGCAACAAUAAGGCUGCAGAUGUGACUGGCCUGGGCUUCCUGGGUGGCUGUGUAGACUGAUGUGGAGGUGCCCCAGCCCCAACCCCAUCUUAGGGUCUUCUGGAAAUGGAUUUGGGCAAGGAGAGGAAAGAGAUACCCAAGCUCCAGGUUCUCUCUGCCGCAACUGAGAGGAGGCUGGAAACCAGCUUUGCUUUGAAGGCGCUGUCUUUCUCUGGAUCUGCCUCUUGUGUGCUAGCUGUGGUAUGCCUGGCUUUUGGAGAAACUUGGCUGUCAGCACCAGUGAGCACGGAAGGAACUCCCUCAGUCAGGGUGCCUCGUUGUACACAGCGAAUUGCUCCAGAGUGCUCUGGGCUAGGUUUCCCCACUGAGGCUUCUGCAGGACAUGGACCUGACUUGGAGGAUCCCUAGUUUGAAUCUUGCUUCCUCAUCUUACUCCCUCCUGAGAAAGAUGUGAGUACUUAGGUGUCACUCCAGACACUUAGGACUCUCAGCUACCCUGCUUCAAGAGUCCAAGAACCUGGGGUAGAAAGUAGAAUGUUAUCUAUUUUUGCAUUAAUGAAUAUUAAAAACAGAUUUGUCCAUUUCUUUACCUUUUCCAAUACCAGUUGCUUCCAUGCUGUUCUACCAGACCCCGUUUCUGAAGCCAGCUGGCCCUCUUUCCCUAGCACCUGCCCUCCAUCCCUGGGCCAUUGACAUGGGGAGGGGCUGCCUUCUAGGCUGAUGAGUCAGUUCUGGCUGGCUGCUUUUGCUUUCCAGGAGGAAGCUGGCUGAUGCCAGUGUGUGGAUUUUUAAAUGCAUUCCCAGUCUAAAAAUCCUAUCCAAUUCAAUUUACCAGAAGAACUGGUGGAUAAGAAAGUGUUGGUAUUCCAGCUAUAUUUGGGACCAGUAUAGUACUGUUAUCCCCAUGUAUAUGCAAAUACUAGUAAACAUAUUAGAACUCUGCUUGCAAAUUAGUAGCUCAUGUUUUGAAUCUGGCUCACAGUUGUGAUUUUAUGACCUGAACAAAAAGUUUUUUGUUUUUUUAUCAUGGAAGAUUUUAAACAUUUGCAAAAAUAGGAAGAAUGGUAUGAAACCGCCAUGCACCAGAUUCAACAAUGAUCAAUUCAUGGUCAGUCUUUUUCAUCUACAUUCCCAUCCAUGCCCCCACUCUGAGAUUAUUUUGAAGCAUAUCCCCGACCCGACAUUUCAUGUGCGAAUAUUUCAGCAUGGAUCUCUAAAGACAACCACAAUAUCAUUAUCACAUCUAAUGCAAAGAAAUUAAUUCUUUUGUCAAAUCUCCACUAUUUAAAAGAAAUUAAGACAAUGGGGAAAUUUAAAGUUAGUUAGAACAAGGAUCCCAAUAAGGCCCCCUACAUUGCAGUUAAGUUUCUUUUUGCCUUUAUUUUUUUUAAUCUAGAGGGUCUGCUUCCAAGUUUUUACCUUUCAAUUUAUUUAUUGGAGAAACUGCUUUGUUUUUUCCAGAUUUUGUUUUUGCUUAAUUGUCAAAGAUUUCAUUUCUGUUGUGUUGCUUAAUAUAUUCUGUUUCCCAUAUUUCCUGUACUUAGAUCUAGGCUCUGGAUUCUAGAGGCUUGACUGGAUUCAGGAUUUUGUUUUGACUACCUAUUAGUGGAUAUAGUUGGGUUGUUUUCUUCUUUAGUUAUUAUAAAUAAGGCUGUCAUGAAUAUGUUUGUGCAUUUUUAUGUCUUUUCAUAUUUUUGCCAGUGAAAUUGAGAUAGAUCCCUAGUAAUGAGAUUUAUGAAAGUUGCCCUCCAAAAAUGUUCCUCCAGCAAAUAUGGGAAAAGUCACCAAUACCCUCUCCUAUUCUCUGAAGAUUGAAAAGUAUUAGAUUUUUUUUAUGUCAGUGAAAAGCUGAGUAAAAAGCUUGAAUUAAAAGGUAAUAUUUAGUUGGGUCAUUCUGUGUCAAGGAAGAAUUUGAUGGGGAGAAAGGACCUGGAGGAAGGAAGGGAGAUAAACUGCUAGAAGGAUAUGUUCAUCCCCAGGGCCAUGACCAUCAGUAUUCUGAGAAUCCAACUUAAAAUAAGCACCAGCACAGGCCACCAGAGCAGUUCAAGGACACUACCAAGUGGAACCCUGGGAUGACUAGGGAGUGAAUUGCAGUGUGCAUUGGCCUUUCUUGAUCUCAGGCAUUUUUGUCUCCAUUACUUCUUUGGGAUACUGCUCAUCCACAAUUGGCUACUAUAAUCUCAAAAAACAAAGCACAUCCUUGUGGCGGUCACCUUGUUCCAUAAUCUCGGAUCUUCUCUGGAAUUGGGCUUUCAUCUUCACAAAAUGAUUCAGUUAAACCAGGGCCAUGCAAGGUGGAUAUGUACAUUGCAUUUGUGAGAAGCAAAAAAGCGCACAAGUUCCUGUAUGUUAUAUAUCCUACCUUAGAUUAAGGUAGGAUAUAUAAUAUAUAUAUGUUAUAUAUGAUUAUAUACCAUAUAUCUUUAUUAUUGACCUUUAUAAUCAUUCCCUUCAAACAGGUACAUAAAAAUUACAAGUCACUUUUCAUUAGCAGUCUUGCUGGGAAUAGUCCCAAUGGCUUUAGUUGUUAGUGUUCCACAUGAUCAUGACCAAAAUUUCUUGGCUAGUCCAAUUGUGGGAAUGAGGGAACAGACAAUUCUGUACGAAGUUUAUGACUUAGGUAAAUUCAAGUGCAUGGUCAGUUGACCUGCAGAUAUGGAAGACUCUCACUCUACUUCCACUAGAUAAUGCCAUGCAGGAAUGUAACAUCUACAUUAGAGUAACUGAUCACAAACAGUUCCUUUUUAAAUUAAAAUUUAGGUGAGUAUUCUUGCUAUGCCAAAAAGUAAGAAGACUGUUUCAGUACACAGUGAGGCCCUGACACCAUUAAUGUGAUAGGGUUCUGGUUUUCAAACAAGAGGAUGUUCUUGACAUUAACUAGGAUGUGCAUUCCACAUGCUUUUCAGUAGCUGGGUAAGGUUGUAUUAAGCCUCCCACAUUUUUAUUUUUCAGCCUUAGAUAAAACUUGCUGUGAUAAAAACCAAGUUCCUUAAAGAGAGCAAAGUUAACUGUUAUUGCAAGGCCCCAGAGUUGGACUAGGCUUAAAGAUUUAAUGGUUUAACCAGAAAUUGAAAGGGCUGGCUGGGAUAAUGUGUUCAUCCCUGCAAUCAGAUAAUCUCACUCCCAACACUUGUACACAAUCAAGUUUUUUUCCCCCCUCCCCUUUUGUUAUGGUUAAUUUCACGUGUCAACUUGGCUAGGUAAUGAUGUUCAGCUGUUUGGUCAAGGAAGCACUGGCCUGUUACUGAGGGUAUUUCAUGGAUUAAAAUCAUUAGUCAGUUGACAGAUUGCAUCUAUGGCCCAUUACAUCUACAAUCAACAAAGGAGACUGCCCUCAGCCAUGAGAGAAGUUUCAUCCAAUUGGGUGAAGUCCUUCAAGAGAGAGCUGAUGAUUUCAGCAGUCAGAAAGAACUUCUGUCUUUGCUUCAGCCAUCCAGAUUCCACUGGGAAAUCCACUGAAACCUUCCUUGGGGUUACCAAUUUGUGACCUGCCCUAUGGAAUUUGGAUUUGCCAAUCCCCAUGGUUGUGUGAGCCAAUUCCCACCAUAAAUCCCUUAAUAUUUACAUAUAGAAAUAUGUAUGCAUGUAUCUUCUGUCAGUUCCGUUGCCCUGGAGAACCCUAAUAUUAGACCUUCUAAUAAUGUCUCUUUAGAGAGUAAAACCCUGAGAACCACUGUUUUCACCAAUUCUAGAUAUUGCUCUGGAGCUUCAGGAUUCAAGCCCAGGAGUUAAAGUUUAACAAAGUGACAUGGCAAAGACAAGACAGAGAAAUGUUAGUAUCAACAACACUGUCAGAUGUAUCAAACUAGAUGCAGUUCUGCAGACAAGAUUAACUCAAAAUCCAAUUACUCUAACAUACUGUAUGAUCCCACUUCAUAAAACUCAAGAAAAUGCAAACUAAUCUACAAAACAGAAAACAGACCAAUGGCUGCUUGGGGAUGAGAGAAGGGAUUACAAAGGGAUACAAGCAAACUGGGUGGUAAAGGGUAUGUUCAUUUUCCUGGUUGUGGUAAUGGUUUCAUGGAUGUAUCAUGUCAAAUUACACACCUUAAAUAUGUGCAGUUUAUUCUAUGUUAAUUAUAUGUCAAUAAAGCCAUUUUUAAAGAGA
Messenger RNA from Choloepus didactylus (southern two-toed sloth), 5703 nucleotides. It is a transcript of the gene IRF5, whose product is annotated as interferon regulatory factor 5. Gene Ontology annotation, cellular component: nucleus. NCBI's taxonomy places the organism in Eukaryota, Metazoa, Chordata, Mammalia, Pilosa, Megalonychidae. Gene Ontology annotation, molecular function: DNA-binding transcription factor activity, RNA polymerase II-specific; RNA polymerase II cis-regulatory region sequence-specific DNA binding; protein binding. The transcript has 9 exons. The coding region runs from base 89 to 1603 and encodes 504 amino acids. Gene Ontology annotation, biological process: regulation of transcription by RNA polymerase II; immune system process. The record is from RefSeq and is a predicted model, not a curated record.